UGUCCACACAAUCAUCACAGUGGUAUACUUAAUGCUGGUCAAAGUACGUGCCACAUAUCACGUUUUUGCUUCACGGCCACGCACGGUUCGUUAAUACUAAUGUUUAUUUAACCGCAUUCGGCACAUAAAAAUACUUUUCUUUUGAAUAAUAAAAUUUUUAUAACUCGUGUAAUUGCUUAUUGUGAAUCAAACAUAAACGCGGAAGAGAGAACGUCUUGAAGUAUAAUGGGCUUCUACUUCAAGAAUAUUGAUCGCAAUGAAAUAUGUAACAAUAUGGAUGACAAUGAAACGUUGCAACACAUCAGGAAGCCCAGUUUUAUUCCCUGUAACAACAAAGGGUGCAGCUGGACAGGAUCAAGUUUACACUUAGGGGAGCAUCUACAAGAAUGUCGACACUCCAUUGUAACGUGUCGACACCGUGGAUGUAAGAUGGAGGUUCAAGAAAGUUCUGCUGCAGAGCAUGAAGAAUCAUGUCCACAUAGAAUUGAAGUUUGUAAAUACUGCGGACAUCAGUACAAGCUUCGUUUUAAACAGCAACACAUGUCUUCUGCAAAGCACACGUUACCAACUUGCGCUUAUUGUAAUGAAGAAUUUGAAUAUAUUGAUCUAAAAGAGCACGAAAGCACGUGCUUAUUUCGACCAAUGGAAUGCGAUAGCUGCAAGGAAACGUAUCAUUUGAAAAACAAAAAUGAACAUCAUGAAACUUGUAAAGAAAAAGUAAAAUGUUGCCAUUUAUGUGGAAAAAAAUACAACAACAGAGAAAGUCACAAAUUAUCUUGUGAAGAAUUUCCUGUAUUUUGUGAGGAUUGUGAUGUUGAAACAACGAGAAGAGAGUUAUCUCAACACAGAUUGCAGGAAUGUCAAUACAGAUUUGCUCCGUGUGAAUUCGAACAUUGUGGUUGCACAGAACUAAUAAACAUCAACGAAUACAACAAACAUAUGGAAGAAGCUCAAAAGAAGCAUAUGAACUUACUUAACCAAGCUUUUCAAGCGUAUAAAGAGGACAUGGAGCAAAGGUUAAACGAGUUAAGACAAGAAAACAUGGAGUUGAAGGAUAACCAAUUCUUUUCUUUUCAGCAAGACAUUGAUGAGAAGUUGAUAAUAAUUGAAAAUAAAAACAAAGUUGUGGAGGAAAAAAUUCAAAAAAUUGAUUCUGUGUUGACAGAAGCAUGCAAGAUGAAAGCAAAAUGUAUAAUACUAUGACUUGUUUAUUUCUUAAUUUGUGAAAAGCAUAGCUCAUCCUUGUAUGCCAUGGUUUUGCAAUAUUCUAGCUUGGUUUUCGGUAAAGAAUUUCGUUAUCAUACAACUUUCCAGAAUCAAACGACUAUCGAAAGAUAUUAUGUUGCAGGACAGUCUUAUACAUGCCGUGUGAAACAGUCAAACGACUAAUUAGAAAUCAAACAAAUAAUGUGUACAAAGCAGAACAAGAAGUAACAGAGCAGUUGAAUGGCGUGAAAAUGGUGUUUUCAAAGUUGCAUAUAUCGUGCGACCUAUAAAACAAGUGGCAUGUCGUGUCGUGGAAAUAGAAUUCUUAAUUUCUACGAUUGUCGUGCGACAAAAUGUUGCACUAUAUUUUAUAUAUUGUACGACAAGUGUUGCUAAUGCCUUCAGAGUAAUGACUCUCACAUGACAAAAAUCCAUUUAUUUCACGUGAAAUCUCAUCCUGGGAUGAGUUUCGUUCCAGGACCAGUUCAACCCUGCCUCUAGUGAAAAUCCUCGUAAAGUUUACGCGUUUCAGACAGAAUGAAAUCUCAUACUGGGAUGAGAUCAAGAAAAAAUGGAUGAAAACACUUUUAAUUGAUUUCAUCCUGGGAUGAAAUCAGAAAGAAAACGCGUGUAAACACAAUAUUUUUUUCAUUCCGGGAUCAGAAUGCUGAAUGCAUACUUUUUCACUUUCUUGAACAUGAUUUUAAAUAUAGGAGCCAUAAAAACAUUUCGUUCUUUCUUUUCGUGAUGAUAAAAGCAAAAAAAAAACACUUGAGAUUAAAAAAAAUAUGAAAAGGUUGUUUUUAACUUCCUUUGUUAGUUUAUGUACCUUUAAAAUUUUUUUUUUCAAUAAAAAGUGAAAGUUCAUUUCAUCAUAAAUUUAUACCAGUUAAACCAUUAUUUGAUCAUUAUUUAUUGUGCUUUUAUUCUUAGGCACCAUCAUUCUGCACUUCUUGUUUGACUUUUGUACUCACAAAUUACUUCAAAUUAUCAUACGCAAAGUUAGCAAAAUUAACGAUUUAUUACAGGAUAAGAUCACUCAUCCUGGGAUCAAAAUAUGUUGAUUUUAUCCCGGGAUGAGGCUCAUAUGUAAACCCUUUUUGUUUCAUCUCAGGAUGAGUUUCAUCUCGGAAUGAGUAUUUAUCCCGCCUGCGCGUAAACAUGGUCUUAUUUCUUUCUUUUAGUUUUUUUUCAUUUUGCAAAUAUCCCCACACACUCGCAACUCUUUUGCAGGUUACACUUUGGUUAUAAAUUUAACUAAAUGUUGUGUCUAUUCUUUAUUUUUUGUUGGCUAGAUUGUAAUUAUUUACCAUAGAAUAAGAGGUCAGGAUAUUCUUCACGUGAUUGCAGUUUUGAAAUUAUUUUACUUACCGUAAAAAAUCUUUGUACUCUCUUUAUAUUCUGCUAAAUGAGUCUCCAGCUGACUCUAGUAGCAUUUCCAACUUAUCAUUGAUACUUCAUGAUCAAUCAUUGAUGUAUAUUUGUAAUUUUUUAUUUGAUGAACGAGUUUA
Messenger RNA from Hydractinia symbiolongicarpus, 2717 nucleotides. RefSeq names its product TNF receptor-associated factor 6-like. The transcript is spliced from 8 exons. Gene Ontology annotation, cellular component: plasma membrane signaling receptor complex. Lineage: Eukaryota; Metazoa; Cnidaria; Hydrozoa; Anthoathecata; Hydractiniidae. Gene Ontology annotation, biological process: regulation of canonical NF-kappaB signal transduction; positive regulation of JNK cascade. The record is from RefSeq and is a predicted model, not a curated record. Gene Ontology annotation, molecular function: zinc ion binding. The coding region runs from base 226 to 1203 and encodes 325 amino acids.